GUAGGAGGAGGAAGAGGAGGAUGGAUGAGUGACGACGGUGUCGGGGCUCGUCACUUGGUCAGGUUCACGGUAUCUACCAGUGUAAACACACAGAGGCAGAGCGAUAACUAAACACCACUUACUGUCGGACCGCUGUCUUCUUCCUCUUCUUCGUGUUGUCGCGCUCUCUGGGAGGAAGAAAGGAUAUUAUGGCUGCACCCUCUCCACAGAUCCGAGGACUUCAAACAGACGAGAAUGAAUCCAGAAUCCUGAAAGUGAAAGUUGUUGCUGGAAUUGGGCUGGCCAAAAAAGAUAUACUUGGAGCCAGUGAUCCGUAUACAAGACUGUCCCUCUAUGACCCCGUCAAUGGAGAAAUCACAAGUCUUCAGACUAAAACAAUAAAAAGGACACUGGACCCAAAAUGGAACGAAGAAUUCUUUUUCAGGGUUAAUCCCAGGGUGCAUCGUCUGCUCUUGGAGGUGUUUGAUGAGAACCGUCUGACACGUGAUGACUUUCUGGGACAGGUGGACAUCCCCUUGAAUCAGAUACCGACAGAAAAUCCUAACACAGAAAGGCCAUACACAUUCAAGGAUUUUCUGCUUCACCCACGAAGCCACAAGUCCAGAGUCAAAGGUCACCUGCGUCUCAAAAUGACCUACCUUCCCAAAAACUCAGGUUCAGAGGAAGAAACACCAGAGCAGACUGAGGACACAGAUCCUGGUUGGGAGUUUCUGGAGGCUCAGGACAUGUCAGGUCCCAGACAAAGCCAGGUGCUGCCUGCUCUGCCCCCUGGCUGGGAAGAGCGCCAGGACAACCUGGGAAGAACCUACUAUGUCAAUCAUGAGAGCAGAACCACACAGUGGCAAAGACCCACAAUUCAGGACAGUGAUGUAGAGCUGCAAAGAAGACAGAACAAUAAUAUGGACGUGGAGCAUGCUUUUAAUACACGCAGACAGAUCUCAGACCACGACGAGAACAGCACACGAGAGUCUCCUGAGAGCUGGGAGAUUAUCACAGAGGAUGAGUCCACCUUGUACCACAGCAGUAACCAGCAGCUCGGGUCACCUCCCGCACGCACACCUGUGCCUGAGUUCCACGCGGUCAGCGACGACCUGAGAAACAUUCACCUUUCAGGGGCCACAGCUGGCGAGCUGCGCACCUCCCAGACAGAUCAUGUUAGUAAUUCAAGCCAUUCCAGUCUCAGAGGAAGUGCCCGGAAUUCAACAAGAGAGGAACAUCCUGUUAAUCCUGUGCUGCUUCCAACCUCAGCUGGGCUGCCUGCAGGCUGGGAGGAGAAGCGAGACAGUAAAGGAAGACGCUACUAUGUCAACCACAACAGCCGAACAACUUCGUGGACACGACCCCUUAUUCAGAAAACCUCAGAGGCAGCAGCAGCAGCUGCAGCAGCAGCAGCACCACCAUGUGGUUCAGGUUUACCCCAAAGCACCCCUCCAUCCCAACCACCUGUCCCCCCCGAGGAGUCUCCUCAGCACACCCCAAGCCCAGAGGCCACACAAGAGUCUGGCUUCCUGCCGGCUGGUUGGGAGGUUCGCAGUUCUCCCAAUGGAAGACCCUUUUUCAUUGACCACAACACAAAGACUACUACCUGGGAAGAUCCCAGGCUAAAGAUUCCUGUGCCCAUGAGGAGGAGAGCCUCGCUUGACCCAUGUGACCUUGGCCCUCUGCCGCCUGGUUGGGAGGAGAGGGUCCAUGCGGAUGGAAGGAUUUUCUACAUAGAUCACAACACCAGGACCACACAAUGGGAUGAUCCCAGAUUACAGAACUCAGCUAUAACUGGACCAGCAGUGCCUUAUUCCAGAGAUUAUAAACAGAAGUAUGACUACUUCCGGAAGAAGCUGAAGAAACCGGCUGACAUCCCAAACCGUUUUGAGAUGAAGCUGAGACGAAAUACGUUGCUAGAGGACUCAUACCGACGCAUCCUCUCAGUUAAGAAGGCCGACCUGCUAAAGGCACGACUGUGGGUGGAGUUUGAGGGAGAAAAAGGACUGGACUAUGGCGGCGUGGCCAGGGAGUGGUUCUUCCUCAUGUCCAGGGAGAUGUUCAACCCAUACUACGGACUGUUUGAGUAUUCUGCCACGGACAACUACACACUGCAGAUAAACCCUAACUCAGGUUUAUGUAACGAGGACCAUCUGACCUACUUCAAGUUCAUCGGCCGUGUGGCAGGCAUGGCUGUGUAUCAUGGCAAAUUGCUCGAUGCUUUCUUCAUCCGGCCUUUCUACAAGAUGAUGCUGCAGAAGCCCAUCACGCUCCAAGACAUGGAGUCUGUUGACAGUGAAUAUUUCAACUCCUUGAUGUGGAUUUUGGAGAACGACCCAACAGACUUGGAUUUGAGGUUCACCAUUGACGAAGAGCUGUUUGGACAGACCCGCCAGCAUGAACUGAAGCCAGGCGGCACAGACAUCGUUGUCACUAAUGACAAUAAGAAGGAAUAUAUCCAUCUGGUGAUGCAGUGGAGGUUUGUGAACAGGAUACAGAAGCAGAUGUCUGCCUUCAAAGAGGGAUUCUUUGAGUUGAUACCACAAGAUCUGAUAAAGAUCUUUGAUGAGAAUGAGCUUGAGCUGCUCAUGUGUGGUCUUGGAGAUGUGGAUGUGAAUGACUGGAGAGAGAACACCAAGUAUAAGAACAACUACUGCUCCAACCACAUCGUUAUCCUGUGGUUUUGGAAAACGGUGCUGUUGAUGGAUGCAGAAAAGCGAAUCCGUCUUUUACAGUUUGUGACGGGAACAUCAAGAGUCCCAAUGAAUGGCUUUGCUGAACUCUAUGGGUCUAAUGGACCACAGCUGUUUACCAUCGAGCAGUGGGGAACACGUGAUAAACUCCCCCGAGCCCACACAUGCUUCAACCGACUGGACCUGCCUCCUUAUGAGUCUUUUGAGGAACUGAGGGAGAAACUUCACAUAGCCAUCGAGAACGCACAAGGCUUCGAUGGGGUGGAUUAGUGCUUCUGCUGUAAUUGAGGUGAACUGACAUUACUGCUGAGAGAAAAAAGCUGUGCGUCAGAUUGGGGUCUCAACCUGCCAGCUGUGUGACAGUCACACAACCUUCGCUUUCCCACACUUCACGCAGAGAAAGGACAUUAAAUCUGGAGUGACGGAGGUUUGCAUCGCUCCGUGUGUUUACAAAUCAGGUUUUCUUAUUAUUGGAUUCAAAGUCGCUCAGAGGUGUAUCCGCUUUUAUUUGUUCUGCUAGAAUGCUUAAAUAUUUAAAGAACUUGAUUCUGUGAAAUGACAAUGUUACAGAAAUGAAUGUGAAUGCGAAGCUGUAUACUGUAUAACAAAAACAAACUUUAGGAAACAUUAGACUUCCCAUUGUAUUUGGUGGGAAAUUAGUUUAGUUAUGGAAAGUUUUGGAAAGUCCCUUAACUUCCCUCCACGUCCCUUCAACACAUGUUAGUGCUGGAAAGAGUGGACCAUGGGUCAGAAUAGUCAGGCCACUGUGGUAAAGUCACAAAGUUAUUUUUUUACCAAAAGGAUAACAUAAACCCUUGAUGUUUGAAUACAAAAAAAAUAUGAACUCACAAUCCAUGUAAAGUGAACAAGUCCAUAAUCCCUUUAAACGUGACAUUGGCCAAACUGGAACAUUACAAGAUGAAAAUGUUGAGGAAGAUGAGGGCAACGUGUUAGAAGUUUAUUCCAGAUGUAUAGGACGUUUUAAACGGCAAAACCUGAAUGAUAACUCGGCAAUUCAACCUAAAUAAAACGGGUGUGAAAUAUUUUCUCUCCAUUUUUUAAAUUCUCUACAUAAUUAUACAUUUUUCAUUCCAUCAAGCUCUAAACACUGAUGCAAAUCUCACACAUAUGCACCUCAGAAGCAUUUGUAGCAGAAAAUCUGCAGGUUAUACACAAGUUUGAGCGACUACUCUUAAAGCAAAUGUACCCUUUAAUCAUUAUAGUAGUGAUGUACCAAUACCAGGACCAGUUUAACAGGCUCAACUAAUUAUACCGUAGUUUGCAUCUGCGUCAUCUACAGAUCCAAAGAAGUGAGUACGUUCAGUGUUAGAUUGUGCUAAAAUACUAUGCAUAAUUGUACAUGUUGACAUGAGAUACUUGAAUGACUUUUGAGUGUCUCAGUUAUUACAUAAAUAUAUUGUACCAAGUACAAAUAUAACUUUGCCUUCUACAAAAUGAGGAUGAGUUUAUUCUUAUACUACUACUGUUUAUAGUCACUCAAAUUGGCAAAUAGUGAUUAUUGGUGCACCUCUAAAUUAUACGCCCAUCUUCUGUUUCAUGUAUGAAUCAGUAGCCACUUACACUCAAGUUCAACACUGACUGUUUGUGUAUCCGAGAAACAGAUAAAAAAAAAUAUAUAUACACACACACACACACACACACACACACACACACACACACACACACACACACACACACACACACACACACACACCCUGGACAG
This is a messenger RNA of Micropterus dolomieu (smallmouth bass), 4395 nucleotides long. RefSeq names its product NEDD4 E3 ubiquitin protein ligase a (gene nedd4a). The transcript has 29 exons. Lineage: Eukaryota; Metazoa; Chordata; Actinopteri; Centrarchiformes; Centrarchidae. Gene Ontology annotation, molecular function: sodium channel inhibitor activity; protein binding; ubiquitin protein ligase activity. The coding region runs from base 189 to 2942 and encodes 917 amino acids. The record is from RefSeq and is a predicted model, not a curated record. Gene Ontology annotation, biological process: receptor catabolic process; receptor internalization; neuromuscular junction development.